This is a messenger RNA of Fimicolochytrium jonesii, 612 nucleotides long. RefSeq lists its product as uncharacterized. The coding region runs from base 1 to 612 and encodes 203 amino acids. NCBI's taxonomy places the organism in Eukaryota, Fungi, Chytridiomycota, Chytridiomycetes, Spizellomycetales, Powellomycetaceae. The transcript is spliced from 3 exons. The record is from RefSeq and is a predicted model, not a curated record.
AUGUCUCCUCUCGCACGCAAGGGUUUAGACGAUGCAGCACAACUUUUAGCUCAUGCCACUCUACCGCCUCCUUGUCAUCAUAAUUAUGCCGGCCGGGUUGCGCAGCGGAUUGCAAAAGAGCUCCCCCCGCAUCAUCCAACUAGGGCAUUCAUCGCGGAUCUUCAGGUUGCGCUAGACAUGAACUCAUUUGGGGAGAUCGGGCCUUGCGCAAGUCCGAGUUACUAUACUGUAGCGCUUGAUGGAGCUCUUGCAUCCGCCCCGUCCGCAAGAGGACUUUUCGACAUCGGCACCCCGUCCUAUGAGAGUAGGCAGCAAUGGUCGGUGAACGUAUGGUUGCUGGACCCCCUGUCCAGCCAAUCUCCUGUUGAUGUCAAGGGGUUUGCGAUGCCAACCAUAUGUGUGGCGAUGUUGGCGCUGUCCAACCCGUCAUCUGUCGAGUCCUGCGUAGCUGGUAGGAGUCCGGUUAUGAGAGAAUAUUGUUGGCCAGCCCUGUCCAGUCAGUCUCCUGUUGAUGUCAAGGGGUUUGCGUCGUUUCAGCUGCCCACGUCACGCAUUGACGCGAUCCUUCCUACAUUCCAUGGUUCUUCGAGGCCCCCAUCGGGCCAGGAGUGA